GUAAACACACAGAAGUCAUUACCAGCUGAUCGCAGUGUGGCGGUGUACCUUCGCCUUUUUUUAAAAAAUCGCCUGAAAUAUAAACCAGAAAGAACAACUUAAAAAAAAACAGGAAAGAAGGAGGAGAAGGACUACCUCACCGACGUGUAUUAUGGAUGAGUUAGGAGACCGGAAUGGCUAUCUGGAACUGUCAAAUCAUCCCAUUAGAUUCGAGCCCGUGAGCAAAGUGACCAAUGUUUUCUUUGACGAUACGAGUAAGGAGGUUUUGAGUGUCAGAGCGGGUGGCACUUUAGGUGUGGUGGUGAGGGGCAUUGGGCGUGAUCACACAUUUCGCAUGGAAGAUCGUGGGACGAUCUCAUCUCUCAAGUUUUCACCAGACCACACAGUUCUUGCAGUACAACGCAACAAGAAUUCAGUGGAGUUAUUAAGUUAUAAUGAUGGAGAAAUUGGCUCUGGAUGUGUCCAAGAAUGCAGAGCUAAAGGAGCAAACCUUCUUGGUUUUAUAUGGACAAAUAAUGACGAUUUGGUGUUAGUUACGAACAGUGGAGUUGAGUUCUAUCAGAUUCAGUCCCCACCGCUUGAGGACCAAGCAGACAUCAGCAGUUAUGUCAUGAGUCUUCUCCCUGGCUGUUCCUGUGUCCAAGGUGGUGUUGAGCUGCCACCUCCCUCCCUCCAGGUUGCAAAAGACCGAGUUGCUGUUCGACACAUUAGGAGUUACAACAUUCCCUGCUCGUGGUUUGUCUGGAGCACCGAGUGUUGCCUCCUGUUGCUCUGCAUCGGGGCGGCACCCACCACCUCCACGCUCCAGCCUUUUACCUUCAAGCCUGGGCAGUCGAACAAGUUGGCUAAGUUUGAGGUGGAGGUGAGUAGUGGAAGCAGUACACAUUCGCAGGGAGUUACCCUAGGUGAACGGGAUGUCUGUGUCGGUGUCAUUUACGGCGCGGUGUCCAUCUGUGUGCUGCGUCAUCCGUCCACACCUACCAUUGCAGCACACCUGGACGUAUAUAGUCAGAAUAAAGAUGGAGUAUUUAGACGAAGCCACAUCUGCCGUUUAGAGUUGACGGGACGUUUUGCUGUUAACAUUGUUGAUAGUUUGAUCAUUGUUCAUCACCAGGCCUCAAAGACCUCUCUUCUGUUUGACAUUCAACUUGGUGGUGAAGUGAGUGGCGGUGUGACUUCAGUGUACCCUAUCACAGUCCCCCGUUCAGUCCAGCCGUUCUCCCUAGAGGAGCCCAGCGCCGUCCCGUCUACUACCGCCCAGCCUAUAUUAGUGCCGUGCGAACUUUAUGCGCCGACCUGGGUUGUCUUUCAGCCAGACAUUGUGAUAGACGCUCGCCUGGGAUGCAUGUGGCACCUGCAGCUUCGGCUAGACUGUCUGGCAAAGGUCAUGGAAGACAAGAGUCAGUUGGUCGACUCAUUGCUUAGGAGGCAGCAAGCAAAGCCACUGGUACUAUCAGUUGUGCGAGAAGCAGUGGAGACUGGGCAGUUAGGGGCAUUGGCGCAGAUAUUUGACAAAAUCAAUGCUGCUUAUCGACAGCACUUAAAUUCCAUCCUCCAGUCUCAGAUGGGAGAAUCCGUGAGUGCUCCGGCCUCGUCAGCCACAGCUCCCGAGAUCAAGGGUGUGGUUAUCGAGCAGGCGGAUAUAUACAGCAGCGUCCUGGCCCCACUCAUGGAGGAAGCUGAGAAGGGAGAAACCAGAUUAAAGGAGGGAGGAGAGGGAACCAGCCCUCCGUCUGUGUCUUCAAAACUGGUUGUAGGUGUGGUUAUCGAGUACAUCCGGUCACUAGGGGCCGUGGGAGUAACCGUGCAGCAUUUCCUCUACGAACUGGUUAUAAAUGCGCUCGUCAGAUCCAGGCAGUUUUACCAACUCCACCAACUUCUUCAGUAUCACGUUUUGGCUGAUUCAAAGCCCCUGGCCUGUUUACUUUUGUCUCUUGUGAGUGUUUACUCUGCCGGCAAACAACUCAGCCUCGACAUGCUCUGCCGCUUAAACACAGCUCAUGACGAGAUUAUCGAAGUCCUGCUCUCUCAACACCAGGUUAUUCCAGCCCUGAGAUAUGCCCGAAGUGUCGGCCUGGCGGAAACGGUCUCUGCUCGGAAAUUCCUCGAAGCUGCCAUGAUCUGUGGUGACUCAGACGUUUUCUACUCCACUUUCACUUUCUUUGGGCUCCGGAAUGCAAAGCUACGUGGAAGUUCAGCUUUUGCCAAAGGGGAACACUGUGAUAUGUAUGUAGAUCACUUCAAGAAACUGUUUGGUGAAAUUCCAGAUUAUACAAUACAACAGACCUAGUGAUACUCUGAGGCUAGUCUAAUGCAUUUUCAAACCUUUAAAAAAGGUUUCACAGAAUUUAAUUCAGUUCAGAAGUAAACAUAAAGAAUUAUAUUUAAAACCAUUCCCCUAAUAACAUUGUUAGAUACAAUCUGACCCAGUUUCUUCACAAGAGCAAAAUGCAUCAAAUAACCUUCAGUAUUCACAAUGGAGAUGAGAAUUUUGGUCGAAGUAAAUAGCAAAGAAAUUGUCUACUCACAGAAAGGUAAGAUUUUCUACUCAGGAAUAUGAAACUAUUAGUACCAAGAAGAUACAAAUUUCUGGUAUUUGCUAAUAAGUCGAAGCUGUUCAGGCCUUGUUGUUUGUAUAUAAGCAUAUGGAUUAUAAUGAGCUAUGGUAUCUGUCCACAUAAUUUGAAAUAUAUAUGUGUAUGUAUAUUAUAGAGGCAACAGUGAUUUCUUAGCUCAUUUCUUAAUCCAUGAUGAGGGUCUGUGCAGCUGUAUCUUUAAUGCUUUACUUAAUCUAUUGUUUUUAAAAAAGUGAGAUUCUUACUAUUCCUUUCUUUAGACAGUUUGUAGUUAUUGAUAAUGAAUAUAUAUAUAUAUACAUAUAUGUAUGCAUAUGAGAGAAUAUUGUCAGUCAUUGUAAACAUAAAUUUAUUUGUAUACAUCUAUAUUAUUAUUAAAAUAUGAUGUUGAUACUGCUUA
Messenger RNA from Penaeus monodon (black tiger shrimp), 2976 nucleotides. It is a transcript of the gene Bulli, whose product is annotated as regulator of MON1-CCZ1 complex-like. The transcript has 15 exons. Gene Ontology annotation, biological process: regulation of autophagy. Gene Ontology annotation, molecular function: protein binding. Gene Ontology annotation, cellular component: late endosome membrane; lysosomal membrane; Mon1-Ccz1 complex. Bases 152 to 2290 code for a protein of 712 amino acids. Lineage: Eukaryota; Metazoa; Arthropoda; Malacostraca; Decapoda; Penaeidae. The record is from RefSeq and is a predicted model, not a curated record.